Molecule: messenger RNA, 2443 nt
Organism: Phlebotomus argentipes
Lineage: Eukaryota; Metazoa; Arthropoda; Insecta; Diptera; Psychodidae
Product: muscle LIM protein Mlp84B-like
Exons: 9
Coding region: 248-1732 (494 amino acids)
Biological process (GO): sarcomere organization; muscle tissue development
Cellular component (GO): cytoplasm; Z disc; nucleus
Molecular function (GO): structural constituent of muscle; actinin binding
Source: RefSeq, a predicted model, not a curated record
AGUUUUCCCGUGCGAAUCCGCGAACAACAAGUGCAAAUUUCCCCACCAUUUGCGGAAGACAUCAAAUCCAAAUAGCCAUCCCACGGGACGCUCCGCAAGUGGUUGCUAGUGUGAAUCCCCCAGAGAAGGCCCUUUUUCUCCCCCAUCGCAUAAGCGCUCCACACUUAGGGAUUUUAAGUGGCAGAAUAUAUAAAAUAAGCUUUUAGCAUGACAUGAUUUCCCCAUAUCGUGUGCUGUGCAACGAAAGAUGAGAUUCACAUCGGAAGAUGAUCCAAAGUGUCCAAAAUGUGCAAAGGCCGUGUUCAUGGCCGAGGCUCGAGGCGCUGGGAAGUACAAAUGGCACAAGAAUUGCUUCUUCUGUCAGGUUUGCCACAAAACACUGGACUCGCUGAAUUGCUGCGAGCACGACAAGGAGUUGUACUGCAGAGUGUGUCACGCUCGUCGAUAUGGCAUGAAAGGUUAUGGAUUUGCGGGCCUUGCAGCUGAAACUCUCGACUCAAUUUACUUGGAUGCACUUGUCGAUGAAACUCCAUCGAAGCCCACCACACCCAAGAUCCUGCGAAAGGCGAAGGAGGGUGAAGGAUGUCCUCGGUGUGGGAUUCAUGUGUAUGCGGCUGAACAAAUGCUGGCCCGCGGCAAAGGCUACCACAGGCGAUGCUUCAAGUGCCUGAAUUGCAACAGAACUCUGGAUUCAACAACUCACUGCGAUGGACCCGAUAAGGAGAUUUACUGUCGAGGUUGCUAUGCACAGAAGUUUGGUGCACGUGGAUAUGGGCACAUUGGCGUGUCCUCGCUGGGACUCAUGUCUGAUAUUAAAGAUAAAGAUUGGCAGAGUGAACUCGCGCCUAAAACCGCUGAAGUGGACCCAUCGAAGAUCCAAGCGAAGGACGGAUCCGGUUGUCCGCGAUGUGGCGGAGUCGUCUUCGCGGCAGAACUUGUGAUUUCAAAGGGCCGCGGUUGGCACCGGAAGUGCUAUAAGUGCAACGACUGCACUAAGACCCUGGAUUCCAUAAUCGCUUGCGAUGGACCGGAUCGCGAUGUGUACUGCAAGACUUGCUAUGGCAAGCGGUGGGGACCGCACGGGUACGGAUUCGCCAACGGCUACGGUUUCCUGCAGACAGACAUCUCAGAGGAGGACCUCGCGUCUAGCAGACCCUUCGCCAACAUCGACACGACGAUCAUCAAGGCACCGCAGGGAGAGGGUUGUCCCAGAUGCGGUGGGAUGGUAUUUGCGGCUGAGCAGCAGCUGGCCAGAGGCACAAUGUGGCACAAGAAGUGCUACAACUGCUUUGAAUGUCAUCGGCCACUGGACUCAAUGCUGUCCUGCGAUGGACCCGACAAGGAGAUUCACUGCCGAGCGUGCUACGGAAAGUUGUUUGGACCAAAAGGUUUUGGUUACGGACACACACCAACCUUGGUUUCAACAACAGGAGAGGCGCCAGUCAUUGCACCGGACGCUGUGCCCAAGACAGGGCCUAAGAAGGUGGAGAAUGGUAACGGAUGCCCGAGAUGUGGUUACCCCGUGUAUGCAGCCGAGCUGAUGAUCAGCAAAAACCGCGUAUGGCACAAGAGAUGCUUCUCUUGCAUAGAUUGCGGCAAGCACUUGGACUCCAUGAAUCUGAAUGAUGGGCCCAACCUGGAGAUCUACUGCCGUGGCUGCUACAACCGCAACUACGGCAUCAAGGGCUUCGGCUUCGGCAUGGGCGCCGGAACUCUAACAGCCAUGGUGUAGCAGACAAGACAAACUUUUGCCCCGCAGAGUGGUCAUUUGCUCCCCACGCAGGAAGAGGAAAUGAGAAAGGCCAAUAACAAUGAUUAAAUGAAGUCAUUUACAUUGAAUUGAAUUACAGUUGAAUAAUCGCAUUAAGAAGUGGCAUAGAGAGUGAGAAAAACACACUAAGAAAUAAGAAAGUCUAGAAAGUUGUAAAGGAGAGAGAAAUUUAUGUUCUUUUGCUCUUUCAGCCCUCUUGCUCAUCUUCCCACCCAAAACACCCAGUGUUCCAUCUUCAGCAAAUAAAAGUUUAUCCUUCAAGUGCACAAGCUUUUCAUUUUCUACGCUCGGACAAAUUUUCACCAACCCCUCAAAUGUCUGGAGAAACGCAUAAGGACUACCUCUCUCUCGCUCUAACUGUUUUCGCUGUGAUGGAAACAAAAAUACUAACGCUGUGCUUGGGAAGAGUAUCUCAAGGAUUCUGAAUGAGUCAUAGUUUUUAAGUAUUACAUGCACAUUUCUCUCCAGAGCUCUUUUUCACGAGGAUUUCCAACUCAUGGACACGGAAGAUGAUGGGUGAAUGGCUCAAGAGGACAAGAGAAGCGACUGCAAAUGGAUUCACCUCGGAUAAAAUGUGAUUUUAGCUGGGAGAAGAAGUUGCUUUAUGGAAAAUAAAAUGGCUCUUAUCACAUACUUUAGGGAAUUUUUGUAAGAUAUCCAAACAAACUUUAA